UCACCAUGAGGGCUUUCCUUUCGUUUAUCAUUGCUUCACUAGCAUUGUCCCACCAUGUCGAAGGUCGAGGACUUAAGCCUCGCCAGACCUCUGCAGCGACCUCUACACCACCCUCAUCUGCCGUCACUAAUGUCACAUGCAAUGGAAAGUCUGCAUACAAUUACAGCCAGAUGACAUCCCUCCACCUCCUGCAACUGCUCGACCUCUUCCACAAAGCCUCGGUUCUCUACUUCUUGCACUGUUCUUUCUUUGAACUCGACUUCAUCAACCACCCCAUGCUCGACGUCUUCUUCGAGUACCAGUUGCUCGAAAUCUUCAAGCAC
This is a messenger RNA of Aureobasidium uvarum, 323 nucleotides long. Lineage: Eukaryota; Fungi; Ascomycota; Dothideomycetes; Dothideales; Saccotheciaceae. The record is from the annotation of a GenBank genome assembly.